Messenger RNA from Austrofundulus limnaeus, 3482 nucleotides. RefSeq names its product tyrosine kinase 2 (gene tyk2). Gene Ontology annotation, molecular function: ATP binding; non-membrane spanning protein tyrosine kinase activity; growth hormone receptor binding. Lineage: Eukaryota; Metazoa; Chordata; Actinopteri; Cyprinodontiformes; Rivulidae. Gene Ontology annotation, biological process: growth hormone receptor signaling pathway via JAK-STAT; intracellular signal transduction; protein phosphorylation. The record is from RefSeq and is a predicted model, not a curated record. Gene Ontology annotation, cellular component: cytosol; cytoskeleton; membrane.
ACUCGCGCAGUUCGCAWGAAACCGGAGAGGGGGGUGGGUGCGGAGGGGAAAUACGUCCCGCAAAUAAUGAAGCUUGACCGUCAUCUUACCGGGCUGUGUUUUUAACGCAGCGCACCUCCCAAUAAAGUCACGUUAAUGCAAUCCUGUUCAACAUGUCUGUGAGAGGAUGGUUUGGGCUUUCAAGAGCGCGGACCCUUCAAGGCUCGAAUGGACCCCCCCAGUGCGAGGGCAUUCAUGUUUACAUGUUCUGGACUAAAGAAGGGGAGAGAUAUUUGACUCACRCAAGCGGAGAUGUCACAGCGGAGGAGCUGUGCAUCUUGGCCGCAGAGGCUGUAGGAAUAACUCCCCUAUGUCACGUGCUGUUUGCGUUGUACGAUCUACAACAGCAGUGCUGGUACAGUCCAAAUCAUGUUUUCAGUCCAAAAAUGGACUCCGGUGUAAUACUUCACUACUGUAUGAGGUUUUACUUUCGGAACUGGCAUGGACUAAACGACAAAGAGCCAAACGUAUUCCGGUAUGCUCUCAAAUCAGAUCAGACGGGCUCUCCUCUGCUUGAUAUCACAUCCUUGGAGUAUUUGUUUGCGCAGGCCAAAUAUGAGUUUGUGAAUGAAGUUGCGCAAAUGGAGGACAUYGAGUCAGAGGAGGAACUAAGUCGCUUCAAAAAUGAGAGUCUGGGCAUGGCUGUGCUUCACCUCUCACACCUCGCAAUACAGAAGAACUCUACAUUACAGGAAGUGGCUAAAAAACAUAGCUUCCUAGAAUGCAUUCCAGUGUCUUUCGCCCAACACAUAUCCAGGGAUAACUUUCUGACUAAAAUCAGGAUCCGGCGGGUGUUUUCCGAUUUUGUACGGACCUUCCAGCAGCACACGGUGGAUAUCGGACAUCUGGGUGCGCAGGAGAUCAUGUAUAAGUACAUCUCUACCCUCGAACACUUGGCUCCGUCUUUUGGCACGGAGGCUUUCUCAGUAAGCGACUGGAAACUGACUGAACACAGCAACGGGAGCAGCUCUUACACGCGCUGCGACGGCGACUUAAGAAAACCCUGCGGUGCUGAGGCCACGCAUGAAAUAAUGGUGUCUGGCACUAAGGGGAUCCACUGGAGGAAGUUGAGCCAGAAGAAGCAGACGGACCCCCGUCUCAGGAACAAUUAUUUGAACUUGUCAAAGAAAUCGAAACAAAACUCCAGCGAAGCAAACGGGGAGAGUCACGACGACUGGGAGUUCUUCUGUGAUUUCCCAGAAAUAACUGUCAUAGACAUAAACGAGUCUAAUGUGCGCAUUAGCACUCAGCUCAAUCAAUGCYUGGAGGUAGAGAUGAGAUCCAGCCAAGAGGCCUGCUCCUUCAUCUCCCUCCUCGAUGGGUACUACAGACUGACUGCGGACGCCCACCACUACCUCUGUCGAGAAGUGGCUCCCGCCAGGGUGGUGUUGAGCGAAGCGAAUCUGCUGCACGGACCGAUGCAUGAUGACUUCGUGCUGCACAAGCUAAAAAAAGAGGCAGCCGAGGUCGGAACGUUCCUCGUUCGAUGGAGCGCCCUCGACUAUCACCGCAUCAUCCUUGCUGUGCUGAACAGAAGCGAGAACGACUCGGCGCCGAGCCACAAGCAGUUUCGUAUCCAGCAGAAGGGUUCUGUGUUCGUCAUGGAGGGCUGGGACCGAGAGUUCUCCAGYGUGAAGGAGCUCACAGACAGCCUCAAAACCUUCGUGCUCAAGUCCGGUUCGGACAACUUUACGGUCAGAAAAUGCUGUUUGCCGAAACAAGGAGAAAUAUCCAACCUGCUGGUGAAAAGGCAGGGUGGUGACCUCCGCACCAACUCCGGGUCUUUGGAGCUGAACCUGACGCAGCUCCGCUUCCACCAGAUUAAGGACAAAGAAAUCACACAGGAAGGACAUUUGGGUCGUGGCACCAGAACCAACAUCUAUUUAGGACGCUUGUGUGUGGCAGGGGAGUUCAGCAACAACAACGUUUCUAAAAUGAUUCGUGUGGUUCUGAAGGUUUUAGACCAAAGCCAUAAAGAUAUUGCUCUGGCAUUUUUUGAAACUGCAAGUCUCAUGAGCCAGUUAUCCCACAGUCAUCUGGUGUUUGUGCACGGUGUAUCAGUCAAAGGAUCUGAAAACAUCAUGGUGGAAGAAUAUGUGGAGUUUGGGCCUUUGGACGUCUUCCUUCGCCGAGCAGGGGACGUCAUCAAAGCGGAGUGGAAAUUGGUUGUUUCCUUACAACUUGCGAGUGCCCUCACUUAUCUUGAGACGAAACGCCUGGUUCAUGGGAACGUCUGUGCCAAGAAUAUUCUGGUGGCAAGGCGGGGAAUAGAACCUGGCACUUCACCUUUUGUCAAGCUGAGUGAUCCAGGAAUUGCUCUUAACGUCCUCACAAGAGAAGAACGUUUGGACCGGAUCCCGUGGAUCGCCCCMGAAUGCGUCGACAGUGACGCUCCUAUCGGCAACGCUGCUGACCAGUGGAGCUUUGGCGUCACGCUGCUUGAAAUCUGCAACAAUGGCAUCCUUCCCAUGAGCAGCAGCACGUUGUCCGAGAAAGAGCGUUUUUAUCAGCAAAAGGGUCGUCUCGCCGAACCGUCCUCUCAGGACCUGUCUGAGUUCGUCAGCAUGUGUUUGACAUACGACCCUGACGCAAGGCCUUCCUUUCGUACCAUCCUCAGRGAGCUCACAGAGAUCAUAAAGAAAAAUCCYGGCAUAUUUCCCUUCGUCACGCUCCCACCGCCUGACCCCAGCAGUUUCCAGAAGCGCUACAUGAAAAAGAUGCGGGAUUUAGGCGAGGGACACUUUGGAAAGGUGACGCUGUACCUGUAUGACCCCAGCAACGACGGCACUGGGGAGCUUGUGGCAGUGAAAGCCUUGAAGCAAGAAGGUAACUCGCCCGAGGGCUGGAUGAAGGAGAUUGAUAUCCUGAAAUCCCUCUACCACCUCAACAUUGUCAAGUACAAGGGCUGCUGCACUGAGCCAGGAAGACAACAGGUCCAGCUGAUAAUGGAGUACCUUCCCCAGGGGAGCCUGCGGGAUUAUCUUCCUAAACAUAAAGCCAGCGUGUCCCAGUGCCUCAUGUUUUCUCAGCAGAUCUGUCAGGGAAUGGAGUACUUGCACUCAAAGCGCUAUGUGCAUCGAGAUCUGGCUGCCCGCAACGUCUUGGUGGAAAACAACCGUUUGGUAAAGAUCGGAGACUUCGGCCUGACCAAAUACAUCCCUGAGGGAGAGAUCUACUACAGAGUUCAUGAAAACGGAGACAGCCCCGUGUUCUGGUAUGCUAUCGAGUGCUUGAAGGAGCAAAAGUUUUCUUUUGCGUCCGACGUUUGGUCUUUCGCAGUUACUCUGUAUGAGAUCCUGACCAACUGUGACCAUCGCAGAAGCCCUCCAACAAUGUUCUUUGAAAUGACGCAGGAAUCUGACGGACAGAUGAACUUGAUGGCUCUUUUAAACCUGUUAGAAAAAAACCGGAGGUUACCAUGUCCCCAGCACUGUCCACGUGAG